Gastrolobium bilobum is the source of this 2166-nucleotide messenger RNA. RefSeq names its product probable indole-3-acetic acid-amido synthetase GH3.6. Bases 119 to 1843 code for a protein of 574 amino acids. The transcript has 3 exons. Gene Ontology annotation, cellular component: cytoplasm. NCBI's taxonomy places the organism in Eukaryota, Viridiplantae, Streptophyta, Magnoliopsida, Fabales, Fabaceae. The record is from RefSeq and is a predicted model, not a curated record. Gene Ontology annotation, molecular function: acid-amino acid ligase activity.
CGGAAUCCUCUCAAAAGUUCUGAUUUUGUACUCAUCCGACAAAGUGUAGAAAAAGUUGUGAUCUUGAACGUGAACAAAAUACAACAUAGAAAAACACAAAGACAAACAUUAAGUGACCAUGAUGACAGACGAGGAACUCAUUCAGAAGCUGGAAGAUUCCACCAUGAACGCCCAGCAUCAUCAGUUGGAGACUCUUCGUUCAAUCCUUCUUCACAAUGGCUGCGUUCGCUAUCUCCACCCCUACAAAGGGUAUCCUCUUGAUCCUUCUACUUUCAACCGUGUUGUGCCCUUGUCUUCCCAUGAAGACUACGUUGACUAUAUCAACCAGAUGGCAGAUGGGAAAAUUGAUCCUCAUCACCCUCUUCUCUCUGUUGAUCCUCUCCUCUGCUUCUUCUACAGCUCCGGAACAAGUUCCAUGAAACCAAAAUUGAUUCCUUACUUUGAUUCAAGCCUUUCCAAAGCUGCCUCCUUUAUUGCUCACCGAGGCAGUGUUGCUGUUCUUCAGAGGCUGUUUCCUCCAAGGCCUGAAGUCAACAAGAUCCUAUGGUUUCUCUAUGCUGAUAGUAUUACUACUACUAAAUGUGGCUUGAAGGUUAUGGCUGCUUCUUCAUACCCUUUACAAAGUGGUAAGGCCACCUCUCAACAACUUGAUGCCUUUUCUAGUCCUCUAGAAGUUAUUCUUGGAUCUCAUGUUGAGCAUCAAAUGUAUUGCCACCUUCUUUGUGGCCUUAGGAAUCUUGAUGUUAUAGAUGGAAUUAGAACCCCUUAUGCCAUAGGCUUGAUUAAAGCAUUUGGUCUUCUGGAGUCCAAGUGGGAGCAGCUUUGUGAUGAUCUUGAUCAUGGGUUUCCAAGUUAUGAAAUUUCUGAGGUAGCAAUGAGGGAAGCUGUAACUAAGACACUUUGUGGGCCUCAGCCAGAAUUGUCAAAUAGAAUAAGGUUAGUUUGUGAAGGUAAGAACUGGGGUGGGAUUGUAUAUAGAUUGUGGCCAAACAUUCGUUUCAUCAGGUGUGUUACAACCGGAAGCAUGAAGCAGUACUAUCAAAAGCUUAAGUAUUAUGCAGGAGAGGUACCUAUUUUAGGAGGAGAUUACUUUGCUUCAGAGUGUAGUGUGGGUAUAAAUUUAGACAUAAUGCAACCCCCCGAGACAACACGUUUUGUAAUGCUUCCAACUGCUGCUUACUUUGAGUUUCUUCCAUAUAACAUGAAUGAGGACAAUGAUGUUGGCAAAGAAACAGUGGACCUUAGCAGUGUGGAGGUUGGGAAGAUGUAUGAAGUGGUUGUUACUACUUAUAGAGGAUUUUAUCGCUACCGUUUGGGUGAUAUAGUGAGAGUUGUUGGCUUCUAUAAUUCAUCUCCACAAGUGGAAUUUGUGAUGAGAGCACCUAAAACUCCUGCUGAGAUUCUGACUGAGAAAGACUUGAUUUCAGCUGUUGAAUAUUUUCAACUUGAACUAAGAGGUGCUAUGAGAAUUGAGAUUGUUGAGUUUGCAAGUUUCUUGGACCAGGAGUCAAGGCCAAAGCAGUUGAAGGUAUUUGUAGAAAUCCAAGAGGAAUCUAAUUUUCUGGAGCAUAAAUUGGAGGAAUCAGUUCUAAUUUUUAAAAGGUGUAUUUCCUCUCUUGAGAAUGGCUUGGGAGCUAUGUACAAGGUGCAAAGGGAUAAAGGUGAACUUGGGAACUUAUUGAUAUUCAUCCUAAGGCCUGGAGCUUUUGAUCAGUUAUCCAAAUUAGCCAUUAAGAAUGGAGCAUCAGCUAGUCAAUAUAAACCACCCAAGAUUAUACGGAAUCAUGAAGCUGUUAAACUCUUGAAAAAAUUAGCUUUAGUAGCAGUAUCUUCGGAUGGCUAAUAUGUAGUGAAUGGACUGAAUUUCUACCAAUGCCUCUAUCCCCACCUUCUGAAAUUCAACUCUAUUGAGGAUUGUCCAAUUGAAUCUGAUCACAUUCAGUAGCAUAAUGUCUGAAAAAAGCUUAGUUGCUUUUUACAAUAGUAAAAAUCUAUGUAAUUGUAAAAUUAGCUGUUUGGAAGACAAGUUAAUGUAUGCUUUCAAGAUGUUAAUCAACAUUAGGUGUGGGGAAAUUUUUGUAACUCUUUAUGAAAAUGCUGGAAAGGGAAAAAAGCAUUCUCCAUUUGUUCUUUUUGUGGUUAAAUUUACCUUGUAAAUUAAUUAUU